UGGACAAGUUGUGACAAGAAAAUAAAGUUCUCCAGCGAACAAUGCCGCUUUCUUUUCCAAACGAAUUGCGUGCACUCACACACACAAAGAGAAAGGCCACCAACAAGUGCGGCGCCAUUGUGCUCGUCUAAUUAGCAUCCAGCGCCGCCGCCGCCGCCGCGAUGCUCUUGUCGGACUCGAGCAUCUGCGCGCAGAUCAGCAGCCUGAACGGCGCCCUGCACGCCGGAGCCGCGGCGGGAGGGCACGCGGACCCGGGGGGCGGCACCGCGCGCUCCAGCCUCACCCCGACGGGCCACCUGAUCGUGGCCGUGUGCUUGGGCUCCAUCGGCGCUUUGGGACUGCUCAACAACUCGCUGGUGCUGCUGCUCUACUGGCGCUACAAGAUCCUGCGCUCGCCGAUCAACUUGCUCCUGGUGAACAUUUGCAUCAGCGACCUGCUGGUGUGCGUGCUGGGCACGCCGUUCAGCUUCGCGGCCAGCACGCAGGGACGGUGGCUGAUCGGGGCCGAGGGCUGCGUGUGGUACGGCUUCGCCAACUCGCUCUUCGGCAUUGUUUCGCUCAUCUCUCUGGCUGUCCUCUCCUAUGAGCGCUACAGUACCAUGAUGACCCCCACUGAGGCCGACUCGUCCAACUACUGUAAGAUCGGGCUGGGCAUCGCCCUCUCUUGGCUCUAUUCCCUCGUCUGGACCCUGCCGCCGCUUUUUGGCUGGAGUCGCUAUGGUCCAGAAGGUCCGGGGACCACCUGCUCUGUGGACUGGAAAGCCAAGACGGCGAAUAACGUGUCUUACAUCAUUUGUCUGUUUAUCUUCUGCCUCGUUGUGCCGUUGUUGGUGAUCGUGUUCUGCUACGGAAAGCUGCUGUGCGCCAUCAGACGGGUGAGUGGGAUCAAUGCGUCGAUGAGCAGGAAACGGGAGCAGCGAGUCUUGUUCAUGGUGGUGAUCAUGGUGAUCUGCUACCUUAUGUGCUGGCUGCCGUACGGGAUCAUGGCGCUGUUGGCCGCUUUCGGACCGCCGGGCCUGCUCACGCCCGAAGCCAGCAUCGUACCUUCGGUCCUGGCCAAGAUCAGUACAGUCAUCAACCCCGUCAUAUACGUCUUCAUGAAUAAACAGUUUUACAGAUGCUUCCAAGCAUUGCUCCAUUGCGAGGCUCCUCGACGAGGUUCCAGCGUGAAGAGCUCGUCCAAGGUCGCCACCAAGCCGGCGAGGGCCGGCGCGUUGACCGGACCUCGCCGUACCGACGACUUCUUGUUCAUGGUGGCCUCCCUGGGUCAGCCAGCGGCCGCCGUGCCCCGGCUGAGCCCGAGCCUCGAACCCACUCUUGAUGUCACCAAAGCCCCUUCUUCAGACAUCAACCAACCUGUCGUAGUCUCGCUCGUGGCCCACUUCGACGGGUGAAUGCCGGCUCUGACCGCGGAACCGGGAUGUCUCCAGCCCAGAAGGCGUUCAUCACCGAUGGUGCCGUUUGCCGCGUUCGGCACAAACUGCAGAGGAGCAAUCUCCCGGUUCGGACCCAGAGAACGCAGAUGUUGCAUCGACUCUGCCGUGGUGGCACAGAGCGGUUCUGUACGGAACCCUUCAUUGGACUUGCUGCUGGAAAUUAUGAGCAGAACUGCCAGGUACUGAACUUCUAAUGGUAGUCUGUAUUUUUCUGCAGACAAAAUGUGGACAACGCUUGAUGUGAGAAUGUUAGAAAGGGAAAAAAAGGACUUGAUUAUUAUCAUUGUGCAAUAUCAAAUGUUCGGAUAUUUUAAAUAAUUGCAAAGUGACUGCACAGUGGGGUCUUCAAUGGAUCAUUUGUGACUUCCAAAUGCAUCAAAGUUCCCCAAAUUGGCGUGUCACCAUAAAAGGGGAUCGCAAAUGGAAGACCGCUGCCCCGCGAGCAACAUUCGGUGCAAUAGUGAGCUUCAAGUGCACGCUGCAUCGCGCAUGUGCACUCGACAUUUGCAUCCCUCUUCGGAGGGAUACGAUUGCAAUCUUUAAUCCCACUUAACUUGACAGUGACAUUUGCUAAUGUUCCGUGGUUUUGUACCCUUGCCCUCCUAAAAAGUCAUGAAAAUGAAUGAUCUUCUUAGAAUGAUUGUAAUUUCAUAUUUCUGUAUGUACAGUUAAUGCGAACAAAUGUGAAAUCCAAUGUUUCUCGUUAAACCAGAUGCUCAGGGUUCCAUCUUCAUAUACUGAAAGUGUUGGCAGUACUGUGUCUUGCUCAAGGGCACAUGGGCGGUUUCCACUUAAAUGUUUACAGCAUGCUUGUAUAUUUGGAACAAAAAGAACCACGUCAUAUAUCAUAUCAAUACUUCUUUCUAGAGCAUAGCAACGCAUUCGUCCGACACUAGAAUUAUUUUGGUCUCUAUAUAUUGUUUGUCAUGUGCCUGUCUGCAUCCAGGUCAACUCGUUUGACCUUUUUAUUGUCUUGCAAUGCAAAGCUAACUGUGAUGUUUUGGAAAGCAGAGCAUCAGUAUUGUGUGGCCAGUGAAUGUUGAAGCUUUCUGUGCUGUGGUCAUGUCAUUACUAAAAACAAGAAAAAAAAAAAAGAAGAUUUGCUGUUGUU
Molecule: messenger RNA, 2547 nt
Organism: Phycodurus eques (leafy seadragon)
Lineage: Eukaryota; Metazoa; Chordata; Actinopteri; Syngnathiformes; Syngnathidae
Product: vertebrate ancient opsin-like
Exons: 4
Coding region: 162-1394 (410 amino acids)
Biological process (GO): visual perception; G protein-coupled receptor signaling pathway
Cellular component (GO): photoreceptor outer segment; membrane
Molecular function (GO): G protein-coupled receptor activity
Source: RefSeq, a predicted model, not a curated record